Pristis pectinata (smalltooth sawfish) is the source of this 1994-nucleotide messenger RNA. It is a transcript of the gene nog2, whose product is annotated as noggin 2. The transcript has a single exon. The coding region runs from base 665 to 1309 and encodes 214 amino acids. Lineage: Eukaryota; Metazoa; Chordata; Chondrichthyes; Rhinopristiformes; Pristidae. Gene Ontology annotation, biological process: negative regulation of BMP signaling pathway; negative regulation of cell differentiation; dorsal/ventral pattern formation. The record is from RefSeq and is a predicted model, not a curated record.
UCACCGGGAGCGGGGCCGGGUACAGGAAGACGGGCACCGGGAGAGCAGCGUCACCGGGAGCGGGAGCGGCGGCAGCGGGACCGGGACCCUCAGCAGCACCGGCAGCGGGACCGGGACCCUCAGCGGCACCGGGAGCAGGAGCGGGACCCGGGAGCGGGACCCUCAGCAGCACCGGGAGCAGGAGCGGGACCCGGGAGCGGGACCCUCAGCAGCACCGGGAGCGGGACCGGGACCGGGACCCUCAGCAGCACCGGGAGCGGGAGCAGCGGGACCGCGACCCUCAGCGGCACCGGGAGCAGGAGCGGGACCCGGGAGCGGGAGCUCCGCACGGGAGGAGGGGUGGGGGCGGGAGGUGGUCGGCGGUGUCCGGUCGCUGCCCCGGGCCGCUCGGCCGCUGCCAGCCCAUCUAGACACCGGGUGGCACGGAGCGGCGGCGUUGCCAUGGAGACGGUCCGCCGGCCGGGCUGAGCGGGGAGCGGCGGCGCUCGGUGCGGGAGCCGAGGGGACAGGCGGCGACACAGAGCGGGGGAGCAGCUAAUCCCACACAACCUCACCACGUCCUGUGCGUCUCCGUCACUCACUGCACACUCUGCUAUUAAAAGUAUCCGCGUGCUGGCCUGCCUAUUUAUAAACCUCUGGGCUCGGGAACUGGCCCGUUUAAGUCAUGGAGCCGCCACAGUGUUUACUGGGCUGUCUGUGUGUACUGCUGCUCCAACACGGACUCUGCCAACCCUACCUGCACCUCCGGCCGGUACCCAGUGACAGCCUGCCCGUCCUCGACAUCAUCGAGCAACCGGACCCCGACAACGACCCCAAGGACAGCGACCUGGACGAGCGCGCCCUGCGGAAGCGGCUCGGCAGCCACUUCGACCCCAGCUUCAUGUCCAUCAGCCUGCCCGAGGGAGAACCGUCCGUGUCCCGGGAGCCCGGCCACAGGCUCAAGCCCCUGGGCGCGCUGCCCAACGACAUCAAGAGGCUAGAUCUGUCCGAGAGUCCGUACGGCAGGAGGGUGAAGCUGGGCAAGAAGGCGAGGCGGAGGCUGCAGCAGUGGCUGUGGUCCUACACCUACUGCCCGGUGAUGUACACUUGGAAGGAUCUCGGAGGUCGCUUCUGGCCGCGCUUUGUCAAGGAGGGGAACUGCUAUAACGAGAGGUCGUGUUCAUUCCCGGAAGGAAUGCUGUGUAAACCUGUCAAAUCCAUCAGCAAGACGUUCUUGAGAUGGUACUGUCAGGGAUGGUCCAAACCCCGGUACUGCACGUGGAUACCUGUACAAUACCCAGUCAUUUCCGAAUGCAAGUGUGCCUGCUGAAUGCGGGCGGGCGGACGGACCGGCUGACUCCACACAGAUGGUCUAUAGUAUAACAACGCCUAUAGUCAAAUCUAUUUUUAUAUAUCGCAUUCUAAAGAAGCCCCUGCUUUGUAUCUAUAUAACACAGAGAUUUAACGCUGCAGAAAAUCUUGGAUUAUUGGAGGGGGAGAGCGAACGGACCAUAAUUCAGCCCAGAUCAGAGAGACUGGCACCGCUUCAGGAGUUCCGAUGGUGCCAUGUGCCGAGAUAUUUUUUGUAAUAUAAUAAUUAUUAUAAAAAAAAGUUGAGGUGAAGAUAUUACAGAGUGAAUCUCAGCUUUCCAAUACAUAGAGUUAGAAGAGUAAAAACGUGUCAACUAUUUAUUUCUUUACCGUUUGUUGAUAAUUAACCUAGACGAUACCGUGGCAUUGGAGAUGUUUACUUGAAUAUACUUUCUAAACAAAACAUAUCAAUGUAAAUAUAAUGGUUCAUUGUUUUUAGCAAUAAAGUCUCAUCUUUGAAACAAAGGUUUUGGAAAUGUGAGAGGGUCCGAGGCAGAAUGGGUUCGCCGUUCGGUUCCCUCAGCCCGAUACAGACUCAUCGUCCCAAUAAUUUCAACGUCCCGAUCCCUUCACACCCGUUCCAUGGGAAAUACUGCGGUUCCUUCUCCCCGCACGGCCCGGCCUGUGCGCACAGGUGAGGCCGG